AUGGACUCAGAGCGGUUCUUGACUAAUCCAAAAACCAGAACGGCCACACCGGCCCCGGGGGCCCGAAGAACCCGCAUUCCCACUCCUAUCCGCAUCCAGGGCAAGCCAGGCAUGUCUACAGCAACAUCAACGUCGUCGACCGGCAGAACCACGCCUUCAGGACGCAUCACACCGGUACCCAAGGGAAGUGGGAUUCCGUACAGAGUGGAUACGAGGGACCCUGAUCGGACCGCGAGUCGAGCAGCGAGUCGGGCAUCGAGUCUGACUCUGGCUGGCGUCAAGACCAGACCGACGAGAGCAGCGACUCCCAUGGCCAUGACUCGACCUGGCGAAUUCAGACCCGGAGGAGGAUUAAGGAAGGGAGGAAGUCGAGUGACGAGCAAAUCUGGACGCAGUUUCUCCAUGCCCACAAGGCCACAUUGCGAGACUAUGGAUCAGGUGGAAGUGGAGCAGGUUGGGAGAGUUGAGGAGGUGACGCGGGUGCAACUGGAGGAAGUCAAGAAGUUGAACGUCCUAGAGGUCAAGGUGGAAAAGGAGGAGGUUGGGCACACAAAUGAGCAUAUGUCUCGCCACAUCGUCCCACCAGACAUGCCCACUCAUAUGACACAUACUCCUCCCCCGGAGGACACAUCUGUGGACUCUUUUGUCUCUGCACCAGAAGAACCAAGAAGUUAUAGCAUGGGCGAUUUGCUGACGUCUCACCAAAUGCUGACACGUGACCGCAACGACUCUACAACCUCUCUGCAGCGAGAAAAUCCCAUUUCCCGACGACACUCGCUGACUGUUUCUCUCACCGAAACAGACUCGGAAACCGUGCUACUAAGACAACAGUUCAAAACAGUGGCUAUAGAGACCGUCACGGGUGGCGAGCCACGUGACCCGACCAUCCACGAUACCCUGGUCACAUGUUCGCCUGAUCAUGUGAUUGUCAGCACCGGCUCGAACCACAUGACUUAUCCCACCUGUCUUUACACCUGGACUUUGGUGGACCAGAAGCUGAGUAACCCGUACCUGCUCCGUCACAAGCUCAAGUAUGCGCUUGUAGCCAUUCCCAUCCCAGUUUCUGGUAUGCCCAAUCUCUCUCGGUCAGUUUCUCGUGUGUCGUUGGAGUCGUCACGAACAUCUAUCAUCUCUGUGGAUGAUUCAGAGAAACGACGGAGCAGUUUUGGACGACUCAAGAGUCUGUUGAGAAAGAAGGAUAAGGAGGUGAUUGCUAAGCCAUACACGCCGUCGUCACGUGAUAAGCCCGAGUACUCUCUGGUGUUGUUGUUUGACUCCAAGGCUUCUCAGCAAAUGUGGAAGGAGAAGUUGGGGUAUAUGCUUGAAGGAGAUGCUCAAAACCGUCUUCCUCCUGUAAUGACUCGUCAUAGACCUCACACGCCUCCUCAGGACGAAGAUCUGGGUUUCAAGGUCGACCGAGACAGACUGCGGAGUUAUAUGGAUGUUGGAGGGUGGAGUAAGUUGGUUCGAAAGAGAGACAGUGUGAUUGAGACAUCCGAUAAGAGCGAAAAGAGAGAUAGUAAGGGAACAGGGUCGUUGAGAAAGUCGAGGAGCUUCAAAAACUUCCGUGAAAGUUUUUACUCCUCGAAAACCGUCGACUUGGAGGAACCAGACACUACUGAAGCAAGGGAUGAUGCCAAGGACACAAGGGCACCUAAAAAGGAGUCUAGUGGGGAGGAAGAAAAACAUGGAGAUGGAGAUUACCCAUGUUUAGAAGAUGCCCAGGAAAGAUUUUCGACCCCCUUGGAGAAUGUUCCUGCUGACGAAGGGGCUUCUGUUUCCGUCAUUUCUGCUGCUUCGGAUGAACAGACAACAUUGAACGACAUGUUUCGAAGCGAUGAGUUCUACCGACAGUCUACGUCGUCGCUAUCACAGGAUACCGAUUUACGUGACUCGUCGCACCUUGAGGUGGACCUCUCACGUGACGUUACACUCAAGCGGCGACCCCAGGGUAUUGUGAUGGCUCGGGAAGUGUCUGAGGGCACUGUUAGAGAAGGAGAGACAUAUGAUCAGCUGCAGCAAUUGAAGCGGACCUCACGUGAGUCACAUGGACACGAUCCAUUAUCACGUGACUCAUUCUCAUAUGAUAUUCAGCGUCACGACUGUCUUCCACGAGAGAGUCCCACUCAUGAGAGUCCCCAGGAUGAGUGGACUCGGCUUUCUACUUAUACCCUCAACACCACCAACUCAAGCUGUCCAAUCACUCCUGUGACGCCUGUGUUGGAUGUCAACCACGUGAGCCCCGUGAUUGCCUUCUCUGCUAACACAACUCCUCCCAUCAACAUGCUCCACACUGUUCCCAGCAAUGUCAGCACUGCUAAGAGUGUCAGUAACCAUCACCACUUGACAUACUCGGACCACAUGGGUUAUUCUGACCACGUCCCGCAUGUUCCACCCCUUAAGACCCCGCUGUGGUUGCCAGGUCACAGCAGGGCCAAGAGUGAUAUUCGAGCUGCUCUUGCGCGAGAUCGAGGAGGAAGCAGCACUCCCGUGACCCCCAUGGCUUCCACCGCCGACCUAUUGUCUCUGACUCGCGAUCGGUCCAGUAACGAUAUGGUGUCUCUAAAGUCGCGCGAAUUCCAGCUCAAAAACACCACUGUUCGUCCUCGGCUUCAUAAGACGGUUUCCAACCCUUGCCUGGUGGACGCAACUGACGAAGCUGAAAAGAUGAACAAAAUCAGUUCGGAGGCCGCUCGUCUGUGGCUCAAGCGACGCCAGAGCGUCUCAUCCAUCUCCUUGGCCCCUCCUGUGUCUCUGCAGCAGCUGGUCAAGGAGCCAGCAGUCCGAAAAAUGACCAAAAAUGUCUACAACGGCCAGCUUCCUGGCUGGCAUGCCUUGUCUCAGGCAAGCAGUAGAGUCCCUGGGGUUCCUGUCCCCAAGGCAUAA
This is a messenger RNA of Yarrowia lipolytica CLIB122, 2886 nucleotides long. RefSeq lists its product as uncharacterized. The record is from RefSeq and is a predicted model, not a curated record. Lineage: Eukaryota; Fungi; Ascomycota; Dipodascomycetes; Dipodascales.